AUGCAGACCAACAGCCAGUCCGACACCGAGAGAGCGGCAUUCAUGGCCCUCUACCGGACCCAACUUCUCCGGGGCCAAAUGCCCAGCGUUUACCUGCCUCGACCCUCAAACUCCAACAAUUUUGCCAAAAUCUCGAACACCGCGAACACCGCGAACACACUCCAACAAGACUCGCUCUGCUCUACGUGCCAGAAGCCGCUCGACAGAGACUCACUCCCUGGCUACUUCAAUCUGGUCGGCAUGAAGUGCUUGCACAGCUUCUGUAGCCAGUGCUGUCUCAAGCUCGCAGGAAAACUUACCUGCCCGACACCAGGCUGCAAUGAGCCCAUUCCAGCCUUCACGCAGCAGUCGAUGACCACUCAGCUUCGCUACUGGGCUGUAGAUCAGGCUGUGAAAUACUGCGAGGAUGAGUCCUACAAGCCACUCCUGUGGCAUUGUGGUCCUCGGGGUUUCGACGCUGUUUACGACAAGGCUGCCGCAUUCUUGCAGAGCGCAGCGUCGCCAUCUUCUCAAACCAGUGGUAGCUCCAAUGCCUUCAUCGAUAUCGACAGCCUCCGCCCGCACCUCAUGGGCCUCACCAACUUGACCAUCAACGUGUGGUAUGCAGAGGCAUUGAUACAUGACUUGGACUCUGAUCCCACCGACAAAGCCCGCGAGAAGAGAUGGAUCAAGACAGUCCUCGCGGUCGACAACUUUCUCUCCCAACAAGGAAGGCAUCGCAAGCAAUGCCAGACCUCGAUGUUGAGGGAGUACCUCGAGCUCAAUGUCAACUCCACCUUUCCGGCUGCCGAUGCUGAGGAUGCCAAGCUGUUGUUUGACUUUGUGGUUCACCUUUGCGAGAAGGAGGGCAAGAAGCGGAGCUGGCGAACGAAGUCGGCUUCUGCGAUGUCGAGAGUGGCGAGUCGAGUGAGCACGCUGCGAGGAGGAUAA
Molecule: messenger RNA, 930 nt
Organism: Zasmidium cellare ATCC 36951
Lineage: Eukaryota; Fungi; Ascomycota; Dothideomycetes; Mycosphaerellales; Mycosphaerellaceae
Exons: 1
Coding region: 1-930 (309 amino acids)
Source: RefSeq, a predicted model, not a curated record